UUUGCAGGUAAAUGGACGGCAUGGCAGGAUGCCACCCUGUGUACCGGUACAAGUUGCAAGGAUUGUGAAAGAGAUGGACGGUUUAUACCGUAUCAUCACAUCGGACAAAAGAUGGUCAGAAUGGCAGAAUUACGGUUAUUGUGAGUGUGAACCCUACACUCAAACUGGGAUAAUCAUGCAAAAGAGGCGCUGUAACAAUCCAGCGCCUGUUUACGGUGAUCGCAUGCGUACAACCCCCAGUGGAGAAGAUGCAAUGGAAGAGUCUACCGUGGAAAUAUGCGAUUGUCCAAAUAUUGUGACAACUACUACCACAGAAAAGCCCGAACGCUUGUGGAUGUGCUGUUGUGAGAAAGAGCGCCUCGAUGGCAGCUCCCAGCCCGAGCCGGUGACCAAAGGAACAGUUUUUGGACGUGGUCGCCGACAGUCCGAGGAUUCCCCGGACUACUUUUUGGACUGCAUAACGGACAAAAAGGAUACAAACUGCUGUAAAUCCCUGGAGGAGAGCACAGCAGCAGAAAAACCAGAAGAAUCCCAGCAGAAAAUCUAUGAUAAUUAUUAACAAUAGUACAUCCAAUAAAGGCCAGACACAAAAGACGAGGCCUAUGGGUCGUCAAACAUUGCGAAUAUUGUAAUUUAAAAUUUGAACUGUUAGAGUUUGAUCGAAUUAAAGGGCAAUCUGUGUUACAUUAUGACGUUUGUACGAUAAUUUUAAACACUUUUAUGUUUGGUGGAUUUUUAUGGGUACGUGGACACAUGGUUUCUACAUUAUGAGAAAACAUGCAUGCCAAAGGAUUGUACAAACACGCGCAAAUAUACGUACAUAUGUAAA
Dreissena polymorpha is the source of this 829-nucleotide messenger RNA. RefSeq lists its product as uncharacterized. The record is from RefSeq and is a predicted model, not a curated record. The coding region runs from base 29 to 559 and encodes 176 amino acids. The transcript has 6 exons. NCBI's taxonomy places the organism in Eukaryota, Metazoa, Mollusca, Bivalvia, Myida, Dreissenidae.